Suillus plorans is the source of this 1146-nucleotide messenger RNA. RefSeq lists its product as uncharacterized. The transcript is spliced from 2 exons. The record is from RefSeq and is a predicted model, not a curated record. Lineage: Eukaryota; Fungi; Basidiomycota; Agaricomycetes; Boletales; Suillaceae. The coding region runs from base 47 to 733 and encodes 228 amino acids.
GUUGAGAGUGACCUUGUAUGAACAAGGUGAUAGUGCUAAGCCCCUCAUGCCGACUAACGACUUGAAGUUACCUGUUGAGCUGUGGCUCCUCGUUUUCUCUUUCGGCAAAUUUUCCUCUAAUGACCUAGCUGUACUCUGCAGAGUGUGCGCCGGCCUCUAUCACGCAGUAGUUGACUCUCUGUAUGAGUCCAUCACGGUCGACAACUCGGACGUGUGUACUACGCUCGCAGAGUGUCCCCAUCUCGCAGAGAAAGUCAAAUCUUUCGUAUUCACAUAUCCGACAAUCAUGGUCUACGACGGUCCCGAGGUGAACCUAGAUAAUCUCACGUCGGCCCUCAAAAAUAUGACCUGCCUCUCAACGCUCAAGCUUAUCCAUUCCCAAAAGCAUGAAUACUCGUCCGUCCUUCAGUACUGUGAUGCCGAGCUUCAUAUUUUUCAUUGUACCUACCGUGUCAACCGCCGACUCCUAAGCUUUUUGAAUAGGCAGGAUAGCAUCCGUGAUCUUGCUCUCACUGGCAUGCCCACAUUCGAUAUCGAUCCCAAACGCGAGGAGAUGUUUCUUCCCACGUCUCUGCCACUUCUAACAGAAAUCUCUGCCAACUCUUGUUUUCUAAAAGCCCUUGUACCUGGACGCCCAGUUCACACUGUACGUUUCAAAGGCCAACAUGUACACACCAGUGGGACGCGACUUCAUCGACCCCUCCACAGUACCUGUCAAAAAUUUGGGACUUGAUUUCAUGAUUUGGCUGCCGGCAGAAAUAUGCUGCACACCACUUUCCAAGGACAUUGAGGAAAUUACGCUGACAGGUCUGGUUACUCAGCGCCUAAUCGGACGCUUCGGAAUCCCUUUAUGGAGGCAGUAUUUUAAUCGCAUGAUAGCAGACGCACGGAAUUUAAAAAGGCUAACGUUCUGGUUCAAGGGAAAACGCGAAGACACUCGUCCAUGGGCUCAAUUUCUCUUCCUGGAGUUCUAUGAUACACUAUGACGUUUGGAGCACGUCUCAUGCGUAGUUGCUGGACCACACAUUUCAAGGUCAUUCGACUUCUCGUCGGGUUAUCUCCCGAUCUCGCAUGAGGACCAUAGAACCCGUGGCCAUAGGGCCGCGAAUGACGUUAGGGAGCUGAUGCCGGUCCCGGUCCUUUGUU